AUAAGCAACUUAAAUUUUCUCAUGAAUAUUUUUGAAUCAUCGUUUACCGAGUUGAACUACGGCACACACCAGCACUCUGAUACAUCUUCUUCGUCAGAAACAAGUUCCUCAAACCAUAAUAAUUCAGAAACGUUUUUGGCAUCUGAGAGACCAAAGAAGCGAACAGGUAGAAGAGUAUUCAAGGAGACAAGACACCCUAUGUACCGAGGAGUACGAAAGAGGAACAAUAACAAGUGGGUUUGUGAGAUGCGAGUUCCUAACCGUAACAAAUGCAGCAAGUCAAGGAUUUGGCUUGGAACAUAUGCUACACCAGAAAUGGCUGCACGUGCACACGAUGUUGCUGCACUCGUUCUUAAGGGGAAAUCAUCAGCUUGUCUUAAUUUUGCUGAUUCGGCGUGGCGGUUGAGGUUGCCGGAGUCCAAUGAUGCAGAGGAGAUAAGGAAAGCUGCCAUAGAAGCGGCUGAGUUGUUUGCUGUUGAUCAGGACAACAACCAGUGUGAGGUUAGUGUUGGUGAUGGAGUGGUCAUUGAACAAGUUCCAACGGAAUUCGACGACAUGCAUGAUUUACUUAUGAGUAUUGCAAAUGAGCCUUUACGUUCUCCUUCUCCUUCUAUCACAGAUUAUGUUGCUAACUGGUUUGACAUUGAGAUAUUUGACACUCAAAUUUCAUCAUUAUGGAAUUUCGAAACACAAUAUUAAAGAUGUAAUUAGUUAACAAUUUGUUGUUAGUUUCUCACAAUUUCUGUAUAUGAUAUUGUGAGUAAUUCAUUAGCUUAGUAAGUUGCUUGUUUCCCGAGCGAGCAACGGUUGUAUAGGAAUAAUCAGUUAGGUUUGAUAUGUGAGGAAGUUAGGAUAGUUACUAAGUUAUUUAUUUAUUUAUUUAUUAAAGUUAUUUGGAAUAGUUUGACUAUAAGUAAUCAACAAUACAACUCUUGUAAUUAUUACUAAUUCUACUUAAUACAGAAC
Vicia villosa (hairy vetch) is the source of this 966-nucleotide messenger RNA. RefSeq names its product dehydration-responsive element-binding protein 1E-like. Gene Ontology annotation, biological process: regulation of DNA-templated transcription. The transcript has a single exon. Gene Ontology annotation, molecular function: DNA binding; DNA-binding transcription factor activity. Bases 22 to 699 code for a protein of 225 amino acids. NCBI's taxonomy places the organism in Eukaryota, Viridiplantae, Streptophyta, Magnoliopsida, Fabales, Fabaceae. The record is from RefSeq and is a predicted model, not a curated record.